This is a messenger RNA of Mizuhopecten yessoensis (Yesso scallop), 678 nucleotides long. RefSeq lists its product as uncharacterized. The transcript has 4 exons. The record is from RefSeq and is a predicted model, not a curated record. The coding region runs from base 1 to 678 and encodes 225 amino acids. NCBI's taxonomy places the organism in Eukaryota, Metazoa, Mollusca, Bivalvia, Pectinida, Pectinidae.
AUGCAAGAUGUUCGAAUGUCCUGUUGUUGUAUGAAUGCAGGAACACUGGUGUCGUCUAAGGCAGCCUAUUCCCCAGCCUUACCAGACGACCUUGGAGCUCCAAUGGAGGUCAUUGAUAUCGAUGCCCCGAUGUGUGGACAGGACUGUUUCGGUAACGAGACUUGCAUGUCCUUUGCAUACGACGCAGCAAAAGGGAAAUGCAUGAAAUAUGGAGGCAACUACUUCAGGAACUUCUAUAAAACCUCUGGGAACGAGCAACGGAAGGAUCUCCCUCUGACAGCGCAACCAAUGUAUUUCUUCAAUCUUUCGCAUGCUCUUGAUCGGAACUAUAUCCUGGACAGAGACGCUGGACUGUGUUACAAGAUAUACAGUAAACAGAUGGACCAUGAAGAAGCUGAGGCUGUCUGUUCACGUGACAAUGCUCGGCUUCUGGCCGUACAGACCAUGAUACAGCUCAAUGCGGUCCUGACCUAUAUCCAGUCCGAAAGCAGAGACAGCUUCCCAUUGCAUGUGGCCGGAUCAGGGGCUGAAAUGACGUACUUCGAUGCACAGCCGAUCUCGGAUGCCCUGUUUUCCACAGACGGGCUCAGUGCAUCUGGUAAUUGCACGCAGUUAACCGUGUCUGGUCUCUCCAAAGGCAGUUGCAAAGACACGCUCUUCGUCGCUUGUGCUUACUGA